AUGGAGCAAAAUGAAGAAAAUACAAAUAAAAAUCAACAAGAAUUAUUUUUAAAAUAUUUUAUUGAAUCAAUUCAAAAACAACAACAACAACAAAAUGGACCUAUUGAUUUUUCAACGAAAAUAAAUCAAUAUAAUAAAUUAAUACGUCCAUUUAGUUCUUAUGCAUUAACAGAUAAUCAUUUAAAUUCAAAUGAAAAUAUUUUAAAGCAAUUUUAUAAACAUUUAUUAAAUAUAAAUCAACAAGAUCAAAUUGUUAGUUCAAUAUCAACAAAUUCUAUUUCAAUAAAAAAAGAUUAUAAAUCAAAUACAUCAUCAUCAUCAUCAUCAUCGUCUCCUAAACAUCAAGAUGAUGUUUAUUGGGAACGAAGAAAAAAAAAUAAUGAAGCUGCUAAACGUAGUCGUGAUUCACGACGAGCUAAAGAAGAUGAAAUUGCUUUACGAGCUACUUGGCUUGAACAAGAAAAUGUUAAACUUCGACUUGAAAAUGCACAUUUAAAACAAGAAAAUAUUCAACUUCGUUGUCAAAUUUAUUGUUCAAAUGAAUCUUAA
Molecule: messenger RNA, 549 nt
Organism: Rotaria sp. Silwood2
Lineage: Eukaryota; Metazoa; Rotifera; Eurotatoria; Philodinida; Philodinidae
Source: the annotation of a GenBank genome assembly